Molecule: messenger RNA, 1521 nt
Organism: Carassius auratus (goldfish)
Lineage: Eukaryota; Metazoa; Chordata; Actinopteri; Cypriniformes; Cyprinidae
Product: kinesin heavy chain-like
Exons: 11
Coding region: 198-1442 (414 amino acids)
Biological process (GO): microtubule-based movement
Molecular function (GO): microtubule motor activity; ATP binding; microtubule binding
Source: RefSeq, a predicted model, not a curated record
GCGAAGUGACGUCAUCGAGCCGGAGGUUGGGUGAUCCUCCAACGCGGCUCUUUCUGUAGUCACACGGGCCGGGAAGAAAAACAACCCAGGCCGGGACUUUGGAGCUAGGCGGUGUCCCCACCCAUCUGGCCGUGUCUGUAUACGUGUGUAUGCGUGUGUUCUGGCCGGUGCUCUUGUGAUUCGGGAACCGGGGGAAGAUGGCGGACCCGGCGGAGUGCACCAUUAAAGUUAUGUGCCGUUUCAGGCCAUUGAAUAGCUCGGAGGUGACGAGGGGGGACAAAUACAUAGCCAAAUUUCAAGGAGAGGAGAGCAUCGUGAUCGGGGGUAAACCGUACGUGUUUGACAGAGUUUUCCAGUCCAACACGACUCAGGAGCAAGUGUACACGGCCUGCGCUCAACAGAUUGUCAAAGAUGUACUUGGUGGCUAUAACGGAACCAUUUUUGCCUAUGGUCAGACAUCCUCGGGCAAAACACACACAAUGGAGGGAAAUCUUCAUGACACAGAUGGAAUGGGAAUCAUUCCCAGAAUAGUGCAGGACAUCUUUAACUACAUCUACUCUAUGGAUGAAAACCUGGAGUUCCACAUUAAAGUGUCAUAUUUUGAGAUUUAUCUGGAUAAGAUUCGGGAUCUGUUGGAUGUUUCAAAGACUAAUUUAUCUGUACAUGAAGACAAAAACAGGGUUCCUUAUGUCAAGGGCUGCACUGAGCGAUUUGUUUGCAGUCCAGAGGAGGUGAUGGACACUAUUGACGAGGGCAAAUCCAACAGACAUGUAGCUGUGACAAACAUGAAUGAACACAGCUCCAGGAGUCACAGUAUCUUCCUGAUCAAUGUGAAGCAGGAGAACACACAGACUGAACAGAAGCUGAGUGGAAAACUCUACCUGGUCGACUUGGCAGGCAGCGAGAAGGUCAGUAAAACAGGAGCUGAAGGCGCUGUACUAGAUGAAGCCAAAAAUAUCAACAAGUCUCUGUCAUCGCUGGGCAAUGUGAUAUCGGCCUUAGCCGAGGGCUCGACAUACGUUCCAUACAGAGACAGUAAAAUGACAAGGAUCUUGCAGGAUUCUCUGGGUGGAAACUGCAGGACCACCAUCGUCAUCUGCUGUUCUCCUUCCUCAUACAACGAGGCCGAGACCAAAUCCACCCUUAUGUUCGGACAGAGAGCCAAGACGAUUAAGAACACAGUGAGCUUGAAUGUAGAGCUGACAGCAGAGCAAUGGAAGAAGAAAUAUGAGAGAGAGAAAGAACGAAACAAGAGUUUUCGAAACACUAUCACAUGGCUGGAGAACGAACUCAACCGCUGGAGAAAUGGUCAGACACAUGAUUAUUAUAUGUAUUAUUAUAAUAUUGUGAUACAGUUUUGUUCUCUGUGCAUUCAAAACUUUGCACUGCUGUCUGAAACCACAUUUGAAAUGAUCUGUUUUGCAUUUUUGUAUCUUAAGUGAUCGAUAUGUUUCAUUGUACGUCAUAACUUUUCUUUAACAUUUUAUAAUAUUUUAAUUACCGUAUUUUUCGGACUAUAAG